AUGCACUGCAUGUACGAAACGCCGGACACUGACCAAACUAAUGAAAUAGAGAUAGACACUUUGGAAACAAAUGAGGAUGUUCAGGUCGAUACGAAUAAUCCAGAGGAAAUUAUACAGCAACGUAUAUUACGAGUAUCGCAAAUUCAAGAAGUUAGGUUUAGGACA
Molecule: messenger RNA, 165 nt
Organism: Racocetra persica
Lineage: Eukaryota; Fungi; Glomeromycota; Glomeromycetes; Diversisporales; Gigasporaceae
Source: the annotation of a GenBank genome assembly